CCCCGCCCUUCCCCGGCUCCUGCGCUCACUGCUUCCUUUCCUGUCUCUGCUGGCUUCAGUCGGGAGGCCGCAGACAUGGGGAUCCUGGAGAAAAUCUCCGAGAUCGAGAAGGAGAUCGCCAGGACCCAGAAGAAUAAGGCCACUGAGUAUCACUUGGGAUUGCUGAAGGCCAAACUCGCCAAGUACAGAGCCCAGCUCCUGGAGCCCCCCAAAUCAGCAGCCGGUAAGGGCGAUGGCUUCGAUGUGAUGAAAUCCGGAGAUGCCCGAGUGGCGCUGAUCGGGUUCCCCUCUGUGGGUAAGUCCACGUUUUUGAGUCUGAUGACCUCCACGGCCAGUGAGGCGGCCUCCUACGAGUUCACGACGCUGACCUGCAUCCCUGGCGUGAUAGAGUACAAAGGAGCGAAUAUUCAGCUUCUGGAUCUGCCGGGAAUCAUUGAAGGUGCAUCGCAAGGGAAGGGCAGAGGUCGCCAGGUCAUCGCUGUCGCUCGGACCUCGGACGUGGUCAUCAUGAUGCUGGAUGCCACAAAGGGUGAAGUCCAGAGAUGCUUAUUGGAGAAAGAGCUGGAGUCUGUGGGCAUCCGGCUGAACAAGAACAAGCCCAAUAUCUACUUCAAGCCCAAGAAAGGAGGCGGCAUCUCCUUCAACUCCACCGUGCCCCUGACCCAGUGCUCCGAGAAGCUGGUGCAGCUCAUCCUCCAUGAAUACAAAAUGUUUAACGCAGAGGUUCUGUUCCGGGAGGACUGCAGCCCAGAUGACUUCAUCGAUGUGAUUUUGGGGAACCGAGUGUACCUGGCCUGUCUCUACGUUUAUAACAAGAUCGAUCAGAUCUCCAUGGAGGAGGUGGACAGACUAGCCCGGCAGCCGCACAGCGUGGUCAUCAGUUGUGGGAUGAAGCUGAACCUGGACUAUUUGCUGGAGACAUUAUGGGAAUAUUUGGCACUUACCUGCAUCUACACCAAGAAGCGAGGACAGAGGCCGGAUUUUUCAGACGCCAUCAUCCUCCGGAAAGGCGCUUCUGUGGAGCACGUGUGUCAUCGGAUUCACAGGACGCUUACCAGUCAGUUUAAAUAUGCCCUGGUUUGGGGAACGAGCACCAAGUACAGCCCUCAAAGAGUAGGACUGACCCACAACAUGGAGCACGAAGACGUCAUCCAAAUAGUCAAGAAAUAAAAUGGCCGACAGCCCCGAUCCAUAGAGGCCACUUACUGCAGCCGUACUCCUUCUGAUUAAAUGCCAUUAAAACCCACACAGAACACGUCGGACACAACAGCUGCCAUUACCACAGCCGUGAACUGUAAGCAACAUCUGCACCAGGAUCAUCAACCUCUGAAACUACAACUCCCAGCAUGCUCCAUUCACUUCUGUGGGAGAUACAGAACAACUAAGCAAGUGUGCAUCUUGGGAGUUGUAGUUUCACAGCAGUUGGAGUGCAGAUGGGAUGGGGGCUGACCCCUGCUCUAUCUACACAGACCCAUUAGAACUGUACAAACACCCGCCAUCUUACUUCAUGCAAUAUCUGUGUUUUUUUUUGUUUUGUUUUUUAUUAAACUGGAAAUAUUUUCUGGUAUAUAUGAUAGCAAAUAAACCAAAUAUUGGUG
This is a messenger RNA of Bufo gargarizans (Asiatic toad), 1598 nucleotides long. It is a transcript of the gene DRG2, whose product is annotated as developmentally regulated GTP binding protein 2. Gene Ontology annotation, cellular component: cytoplasm. Lineage: Eukaryota; Metazoa; Chordata; Amphibia; Anura; Bufonidae. Gene Ontology annotation, molecular function: GTP binding; GTPase activity. The transcript has 13 exons. The record is from RefSeq and is a predicted model, not a curated record. Gene Ontology annotation, biological process: cytoplasmic translation. The coding region runs from base 76 to 1170 and encodes 364 amino acids.